Rodentolepis nana is the source of this 375-nucleotide messenger RNA. The record is from the annotation of a GenBank genome assembly. Lineage: Eukaryota; Metazoa; Platyhelminthes; Cestoda; Cyclophyllidea; Hymenolepididae.
AUGAUGGUGUCUAUGGGCAAAUCCUUCGCACGGCUAAACUUUAGUGGGCGCAUAGUUCCCCAGCACUCCUACAUUUUCCACCCUCGUCAAGUUCUCAACCAGAGUCGAUGUAUAUAUGGGGCUCAGAGCAGCGUUUUCUGCCAGGAAUUCCUCCAUGAACAAUCAUCCAACAGACAUUCAGAGCAGUCGGGAUCUUUGGAGUCCGAAUCAGUGAUUGUUAUUGUUACGAGCGUUGAAGAUGCUGUUUAUGUCAGCUAUCGAGAAGUCCAAGUAGGGCAGGCAGAUGGUCAACAACUAGUCGAACUUCUUCCACUUCCAAAAGAAGACAUAGAACGCCUAGAAGCUAGACUGCAGUCUGUCGAAGAGGAGAAAUAA